Messenger RNA from Anguilla rostrata (American eel), 5958 nucleotides. RefSeq names its product regulator of microtubule dynamics protein 3-like. The record is from RefSeq and is a predicted model, not a curated record. Gene Ontology annotation, molecular function: microtubule binding. The transcript is spliced from 12 exons. Lineage: Eukaryota; Metazoa; Chordata; Actinopteri; Anguilliformes; Anguillidae. Bases 555 to 2054 code for a protein of 499 amino acids. Gene Ontology annotation, cellular component: mitochondrion; cytoplasm; spindle microtubule.
UAUCGUUACACAACGGUAGCGAAAACACCGGAGUCUUUUACAUUUGAAAACGAAAGCAACAUUAGGCUACUACAUGAGAUGAAUGAAUACGAAGGUUGUAACAUGCAAGUGAAUUUUCUGUCAGUUGCUAUUUAACUGCGCCAGCUAUAUUUCGAAUUCAAUAUGCGGUCGCGAUUUCAUCAGUAGACACAAGGAUCUGAAGCUUGAGAACAUCCUCCGAAAACUAACGUUUACUCAUGCUUUCAGAGGACAAAAACUGAUGGGUGAUCAUGAGAUGCGCGUGGACGUAACAGGGAAAAGGUCUAGUAAUAAAUAACGUUUAGAAUAAAGAGAUCGAGCAACAUUAGCUGGUUAUUUAGUUACAAUACUUCGUGGAUUGUUAACUAUUAUGAACAGCAAAUAGACAGCUAAUGUGGUCGUCUAUUUAACUACCGCGUGGCGUGUAGUGAGCGGAACGGCCAAUAUAAAUUCAGGAUUUUUUACAAGAUAAAUUGACCUUGUGUUCUCAAGGGGUGGACACUUGAUAACCCUAUUAAUAGUUUGCCUCCUUCGCCAUGAGCAAGUUUACGUUGGGGAGAAAUGCCUGGAUUGGAAUGGGCCUGGGUACCACAGCAGGUGCGGCCUUGGUAAUAUUUUUCAUAUAUAAGAAGACGAAAAGGAGAAGAGCCCAAACCUUGUUUCAAAACCAGUCGUCUGAACACGUGUUAAAUAGCAUGGAUGGACCAAGUACAGAUAUAGUUGGAACACAAGUGCAUGAUGUGCAAGACUGUGAUAGCAUUCCAAACCAGACGGUGGCGUCCAGCGGCGUAAUGGUGGUGGAAGUGGACCGAGGCCUUUUACCGGAACAGCAAGUGGAGCUGAGGAACAGACUGGAUGAGGUGCUCCAGUGUGUAGCCACCCUACGGGAAGAGGUGGCUGAACUGAGGGGUGGCCUGCAGGGAAUUGUGGUGCAGAUCGUCCAAGAUGUCAAGACCGGCAUGGAAGAGAGCCAGAGGGCAGCGCGCCGGCGAAGGCAUUUUCUGCCUCGGGAGCGCACAGACUCCCUCAGCUCCAGCUCCAUUUACUUCACAGCCAGCGGAGCCAGUCUGUACGACGGGGAGAGCGAGGGGGGGUACACCACGGCCAAUCCUGAGUCCGACUACAAUGGAGACACGGACAGGGACACUGACCGAGAGACGGACAAAGAGGCGGAGCCAGACUCCGAGGACGAGGACGAUCAAAGCUGCGCCACAGUGCAGACUCUGAAGCAGGACGAUCAGUCCCUAGAUGACGGUGACGAGGAGGAGGAGGAGGAGGAGGAUGAGGAAGAGAAGGAGCCUUCGCUGCGGCUGGACACGGAGAUCCUGAGCGAUGAGCUGGCUCUUCUUCUGUCCCAGAGUGAUACCCUGCACUCUGGUGACAGCCAGCAGAAAGCGGAGGGGUUUCAGAUGCUGAGCAGCAACAAGCCUCUGUAUGGGGCGAAUAAGGAGUUUCUAUGGAGGCUGGCACGUGCAUAUAAUGACAUGUAUGAAGUCACUGAGGACAAAGAACAGAAGAAGUUGUAUGCCGAACAAGGGCGCGACGAGGCCGAAGCAGCGCUGCAGAUGGACGACCUGUGCGCGGAAUGCCACAAGUGGUUUGCUGUUCUGACAGGUCUGACGUCUCACUACGAGAGCAUGCAUGGCAAACUGAAAAGCAGCCACGUCUUCAAGGAGCAUAUAGACAAAGCUAUCUCCCUGAAGGCCGAUGACCCCCUGUGCUUCUACCUUCUGGGAAGAUGGUGCUAUGAGGUCGCUUCCCUGGGAUGGCUGGAGAAGAAGGCUGCGGCUGCCCUGUUUGAGACUCCGCCCACCGCCACGCUGCACGACGCCCUGCAGAACUUCCUCAAGGCCGAAGAAGUCAGCCCGGGCUUCUCGAGGACAGCCAGGCUUUACAUUGCCAAGUGCCACAAGGAUUUGGGGAAAAUUCCAGAGGCCAGGACCUGGGCUGAGCUUGCCUUCAAGAUGCCGAAGAUCGCCAAUGAGGACGGAGACGCCAGCAGUCUGGAAGAAGCGUUAGAACCCCUGAGGAACUGAGGAGCCCCAUGGUUCAGGCGGGGAACAAUGGAGACCCCCGCCUGGGGACAGGAGCUGCCUGGGAGGCCAGCGGAUGUGGAUCUGGAGCACGUAGUCACCGCGUUUCUCAGUAAAAACCCAAAUGUGCGCACUGAGACCCCGCUCUACUAUGGGGGCUUUGCUGCAACAAACAUUGUUUGACAUUCCCAUGCACUGUUAAGCCCAGCUCUAUGCCGAGUGUGCUUUCCAAAUACAAUGAUAAUGCGGUAAUGCAGUUUGUGGCAUUGCCAUAGAUAUAAAAUUUUGAAUGGGUUAUAAGAAGUCAUAAGCCAUUUUUAAUGUUUUGAAUGGCGAGGUAGUCUGUAAUUGUAAAGGUUAAGUCAGCCCAUAAACUACAAACAUGCACUGAAAAUACAAACUUUAUGGGCUUCAAAUGCGAGUAAUUUCAUUAUUUACAUUUAUUUUCAGAGAUUCCAAAGUGCAUGCUUGGGCAUCUCGAUAAGUUUAGCUGACGCCGAAUCUGUCAACUUUAUAUGUAUCAGAUGAAGAAACUGACCAAAGUUUUUGUUUUAUGCACGAUAUCAACCCCGUAUUGUGAAAAAUAACUUAAUUAUUUGAGAGGGGCUUUGCUCUUGUUUUACCCCCAUUGUAAUAUCCACUGGAACAAUAUUGUUAGUGUUGCACAAUUCUCAAGGGUAUGACAUAAUUCCAGAGGGCUUUUAGAAAGAAAGAAAAAUAUUUUUGGGCAAACCAGAAUUACCAACAGGACGUCACUGACCAAUUCUGGGUUACAUUAGUUUAAAUUAAAAUAAAAAAUAAGCACACCGUCCAUGUCGAGUGAGUACACAGUUGUUCUUAGUGCACGGAGAAAUGCCCUGAUGACAGGGAAGAUGCGUUAAAGGAAGUGUCAUACUUCAUAAGCCGACAGUCUCAAUUGGUCCGAGAACAACAGCUAGUUCAACUCAAGCACAGCGCACUGUCAUUUGAGGGUUAGCACUGAAAUCUUUAUUUCUGAUUCCUCUAGAGAAAUUAGUGUCUUUUUUUCUGUCUGGCUCCUUUCAGCCAGUAUUUUUUAUGAAGUGAUUUUUUUCCCUUUUUAAAUGUUGAAUAUUUUUUCACGGCAUAUUUUAUAUAUUAGGAUUGUGCCGUAAUUUGAUCAAAUUUCUGAGAAGUAUCUGAUGUGUUCUUAUGUUGAACAUUUGUGAUCACGUGCAUCCCACUGACCUUUAGUGUAGAAACAGAUUUUUCAGUUUCUUACAUUGUUUUGUGUAUACUGAUUCAGUAGUACUAUAUGUGACAUUACUCAACACUUUCAGAAUUGAAAUGCCCUUGUGUUAUACUGAAAAAUGAAAUGCUUUUUUUGAUUGUUAGUAUUGUGCUAGUCAAUAUACAGUAGUUUGGAAGACUUUGAAUAGCCAAUGGACAUUUUGGUAGUCAAUCUACAGUACACACUAUAUUGCUGCUGUAUUUUGUCAAGGCCAGGGUUUGUGAUUUGUGUUUUAAUUGCAGUAUGUACAUGCCAUGAUGGCUUAAAAGUUGAUGGGUGUUGUAACUUUUUUAAUUUUCAUGUAUUUCAUGUUCAGCUGUCUAUGAAAUAUUAUGUUUAUUUAUUUUGAGUUUAACAGUAUUUAUAUAAAUUUGCAUUCACAAAUUUUAUUGAUAAUUUACUCUAUUAACUUUAAAAUAUAUAAAAUGUGGUGAUAUUUUUAAAUACAAAAUUCAAGCGGUGAAAUCAUGUCUAUAUGUCAGGAAUGAAAAUGAAUUUUAUGUGCAGCGUAGCCUAAUCCAUAGCUUUAUAGUGGGAUUAUUACGUUACGUAACGUGAUAAAGUGAUAGUUGGAAGAGUAGCAGCGGGCAGUAUGACCUGUUUGUUAAAUUUAGUGUUUUCCUGCUGCCAUGGUUAUGUGCUCUUGAGCCUCUGUGUCACAUGGGUCAGGGGUUCCUAGUGCUCUUCAGAAUGUUGAAGUCAGGGCUGUGCUGACUCAUCAGGGGGUGGAGUGCACUGAGCAGACUUAUUUACACCUGUGUCACUGCUAAUGACAUCGUCAGAAGCACCAGUUUAAGCCUAGUGCGGUACGUGAUGUCUACUCGGAGUGCGCCAACACAAACUCCCUAGCUUUCUGAGCAAGUCCAUGGUUGUGACUGAGUCAUAGGCGCGUUCUUACUUUCCAGUGUAUACUGCUCUAGUUAGUAUGCCAUCAAUCGGUAAUGUAAACACACUUCUUUGUCAUUCCUUCAAUCAGUGUAAUUUACCAAUCAAUGAAAUUUCAUUGACACCUUCAGUAAUACUAUUUCUUUUCCCAAGAACAUGGGAAAAGCUGUGAAAACAGAGAGAGUGAUUCACACAAAAUGUGGAUCUUUCCUGGACUUCUUAUGAAUGGUCUGGUCUGGAAUGACCCCAUAGCUUGCAGACAGUUGACCUGAAUUAAACUUACAUCUACAUGUGUUCCUUGCAUCAGAUUGUCUGCCAACAUCAAUACAGUCUUAGACAGAACGUUCACUUUCUAUGGUUGCGUGAUAGUAUUUCAGUUUGAGUGUAUAUUUUCUGUUGGGCCAGACAGUUUUUUAUAUGUGCUGAAGAAUAUUUUAGUUCCUUCAGUUCCCAAGCAGUGCAAGCUCUUCAGUCCCAAAGAUCUAUAUUGUAUUAGAGAAGUACUCCUUGCCCGGACAACUUCUCAGAGACUAGUCUGAAAUAAGGAAUGCUGGAACACAUUGAGCUCAGAGCAAGACACUGUUUAACGAACCAGGGAAGACUGAUGUUUCAACAUCUUAAUUUUGAUUUUGAGGUUAUACAUAGGGAAUGUACUCAUAAAAUUUAUAUAAGCAUAUCCCUGUUUUAAGUAUAGAAAUAAAUGUUUAAAGUAUGAGAAAUGAAGAAUUAGGAUUAGGAUGAAGAAAGAAUACUAAAGAUAUGGCCUUUAAUUGUGUAUCAUGUGGACAGCACUUUACAUUAACAGUGACCAAUGUUUUUAGUUAGACACUUGCAUACAGUUGCAUAGUUACAAACCUCAGAUCACUUGCACUGAAACUCCAUCUCAAUGACAAUUUUUUUUUUCAUAUCCAAUUCCAUAUUCUGAUGCCUCAUAUAUUUUUCAUGACUUUAGUUAUUCUUUUCAGGGAAGAGGAUUUCUGAAUGCUAAAUCAGAGAUCCAUGCAGGUUUUUACAUGUAUAAUAGGGAUCAAGAGAAUCUGAAUGUUUGUAUGAAUGUGAAUGAACAUAUGUACAGUACAUUUUUGUUUUAGAUUGAAUAUCUUUAAAACUAUAGUAUCCAUCUCUCUAAACUCUGAAGCAAUAGACUUUUUAAGUGUGCCUGCCACCUGGUUUUAUGUGAAUAUUUGUGGUCGAAAAAUUCUGUAGUAAUAGUUGGCAAGUAGAACAACUUGGAUUCUCUUCAGGACAUUGGGAAUGGUAAAAAUGUGUGGUGUCUGGAUAUCUGAAGUAAAGUGAUAUGUUUUUUUUUUAUGAUUGACUGCGAUAGGUACUAUGAAAUCCCCAUCUGUUCAAAUAUGCCUCCUUCAUUAGAAAUAUUUUAUGGUGUGAAAUGUUCUGAAACUCAUAUCUAAGUGACAGAAAUACAUAAAUUGUAAUGUUUCAUUGCUGCUGAAAAUUUCACUGAGAAAAUCAUGUGUUCACUGCUUGUGUAGAAUUAGUUCACUAGAGAAUUCACAUUCACUUUAAAAAAACAAAUUAAACCAAUGCUUCUAUUAGGUUCAAACUUUAGCAAAUGCCUAGUUUCUGUAUUAUAAAAGGUAUUAUUUGUGUUCCAUUUACUGAUUUUUUUCUACUGUCUUUCAGUCAGUUUUCUCUUAUUCACAUAUUUCGUAUGCACAGGUGGAACUCAUAUCUCCCGUGUUUAGAGUGUGGUUGAAGUGAAAAUGUUCUGUAAUAACCCCAAAAUAAAUAUGGAUAAACCUCCUCAUGAGA